AUGUCCAUGCAAACCUUGAAGAAUAACAAUGGAGGAAGUACUUUUUCUUCGGAUCAACCACCAAUUUCUUCUGAUAAGAACUCUUUCAACAACACUAACAAUAUUACAGUUGGAUAUUCUUCAUCGGGUUUAGCAUCAUCAACACCUAAACUAUCAACCUCCUCGUAUCCUGUGGUUACAUCAUCAUCAUCAAACACUCCACAUCACAAAAAGAACCUCACCCCUCUUACAACAGCACUUACUUCCAACAGUCAUCAAGAACGAAAACAUCAUCACAGCAGAAAGGAUCACACGAAUGUAAAUAAUACUACUUAUUAUACCCCUAGUUCGAAUAAUGGAUUAAAUAAUAACAAAAGCAACGAUUACGAGAAAUUAUCCCGAAAUAACAACAACACUACCAUCAUGGUGACUCCUCCUCAAAAACCACAGCAAUCUUCAACUGUACAACACCCAACAAAAUCUCCCCUAGUUGAAUCUCAUCGAUAUUCACGGCAAGCUCAAACGUUGCAUGCUUCUGCACAAUAUGACAAAGCCGCUCGGUGUAGCAGAAAAGCACUUUCGGUGUUAGAGAGAGCUAAAAAUUAUACAUGUGACAGUAAUGCACUUGAAUCAAUAGAUUGGAUGGCUUCGCAUUAUAGAAGCAACUAUCGAUAUCAAAAGAACAUGUUUGAGGCUGUCACAGCACCCUAUGGAAGUACCAUUAGCAACGGAGGAAGUACAAACAACAAUUUCUCUAACAAUAAUUCACAACGAACACGAUCACAGCCCAGAAAAAACAAUGUAGUGGUCACAGAAAAAUACGGAGAUCGUCAAGUAAUUAUGCCAAACGAAGAAGAUUUAGGGGAGAGUAUGAUUGGAGAUUUGGUAAUGACCCCUUUCAACAACACACCGACUCCAACGACUGCAUGUACAUCACUUUAUUCUGAAUUAUAUGCCAUGUUUAUUCAUCCAUGGCUGCAAUAUCAAAAGGUUUUGGAGGACUGUUCGGAGAAUGCACAGCUUAAAGGCUUAUUUUCUAAAACAAUCAUGACUACUCAACAACGACUAUAUCAAUUAAUGCAAAAAACUCAAUCCUUAGAAGACUCGGAAAACAUGAACGCUAGUUCUGCUGUCUCACCUGUAAAUACAAGCACUGCAAUGCAUACUGACCUCUCCAAAAAGCUUCUCUCACUUACAUACUCGCUGAAUGCAGACAAAGCUACUCGCCUCUCCCAACAAAUACUUAAAAAAGAUAGAGAAGUGGAAUUAUUGAAACGAAAAAUCAAGGAACAACAAGACAUUAUUUCACAACACGAAGAGAACUGGAGACUCAUGAAAUUAGAAGCAGAAAAAACUCUUGGGACGUCUCAAGAGAAAUAG
Naegleria lovaniensis is the source of this 1359-nucleotide messenger RNA. RefSeq lists its product as uncharacterized. The record is from RefSeq and is a predicted model, not a curated record. The coding region runs from base 1 to 1359 and encodes 452 amino acids. The transcript has a single exon. NCBI's taxonomy places the organism in Eukaryota, Heterolobosea, Eutetramitea, Acrasida, Naegleriidae.